AUGAUUUCCACCAGCGCACCGAAGUUAUCUCUCUCCAUGACGAAGGCCUCAUCGAAGAAUGCCGUAAAAGAAGAAGAACCGAAGGACAUCGCUAGGGGUGUCGUGGACGAUGUUGGAAAGGCCGACUCUUCCUCUGCCGAAACUCUGGACUCCCCAUCGGACAACGUCACCCUGGAAGAGCAGCCUUGGUCCCGUGAGGCAUCUGGUCCAUCUACUUCUUGUGCUCCAUCAGACUCAGAGGACCUCUCUGACAACCCUGAAGACUCCACCGAGAGCAGUUCCGUCGCCGACUCUCCCCGAAAGAUGCCAGGCUCGUACCCCACGCUCGACAAGAUUGCUCACACACCUCUUUCUCGCACGGCCAGCAAUUGCUCCGAUAAUUAUCAAACACCCUCGAGACUACGCGACUCCCUCAAAAGCUACUGCAGCUCGGUCCAUGCGCAACUACACGCAAACAACUUCCUCCCGAACGACCUAUUUCCAACUGGCAAUCUAGUCGAGGGUACUCAUAAACUCCACCUCAACGACGGCACAGUCUACGAGCCCGAUGCACAUAUUUCCUUCCUCGGAGCCGAAGUGCCGGCCAUUAUCUUCAACAUCUGCUGGAGCGACAUCUACGAGAAGAGACUCAAGCAGCUAAUCACCGCUAUGAUGCAAACAAAUGGUCGUCUCCGCUGCGCCAUCCUCAUCUCUCUCCACAAGGGCCAGCGAACCGAGGUAGAGGCCAUUGAAGGUCUUAUCCAAGCCGACAAAGUCACCGUUACCGUCUUGAAGCUCUACGAGUCCGAAGACGGCGAAACACACGUCCUGCAGGGUGUGUAUGACAACCUCGAGAUCUCUUCCAAUAGCAUGGAGACCGUCCUCUUCGAGUGGAAGGACUUGACACCAGCGCCCUGGCCGCAUGCAAACCUGCCGGUACCAUCUUGCGAGAUUCCUCUGGCCCCCAUCGCAGAGCUGGGCAAAGACAAAAGAGGAGGGAAAGAGCCGGAGCAAGAUUUUGAGGUUUGGAACGUUCCUGAUCGGUCUGUCAAGUUGUCGCCGAGGUUGUAUGCUUUCUACAAUGCUCGUCCAAUGCAGAUGGUUGAUGCUCUGAAGAAGUGGAUGCCCUCCAUGGGAUUUUGA
Aureobasidium pullulans EXF-150 is the source of this 1122-nucleotide messenger RNA. RefSeq lists its product as uncharacterized. The coding region runs from base 1 to 1122 and encodes 373 amino acids. The record is from RefSeq and is a predicted model, not a curated record. The transcript is spliced from 2 exons. NCBI's taxonomy places the organism in Eukaryota, Fungi, Ascomycota, Dothideomycetes, Dothideales, Saccotheciaceae.